Molecule: messenger RNA, 1739 nt
Organism: Durio zibethinus
Lineage: Eukaryota; Viridiplantae; Streptophyta; Magnoliopsida; Malvales; Malvaceae
Source: RefSeq, a predicted model, not a curated record
CUUGUGAAAAGACGGGAAGAUCUUAACUCGAACCUAAUAUCUCGUCCUCAUAAAACCUUCUUAACCUUAAAACAUCAUCCUCAAGCAUUUGUCCUUUUUAUUGUUGGGUUUGCAAUAGGCCUUUAACCUUGGGCUGCCGCCUUCUACAUUUUUUUAUAUUAAACGACAUAGUUUAUGCCAUUCCGUAUUUUUUCUUUCUCGUUCUUCGCCUAUUAGAUUCAGAUUUCCCUCAUCUGGAACUGCCAUCCUCCGACCUAGGACCUACGUGCCGCACCUCCGUCUAGAGUCAAAUGUAUCGCCGGAAAAUUUAGUAGCGGAUCGUAGGUGCUCUAUAUUUUACAAAUACUCUCUGUUGUCUUGUUUCUCUCCCCCCAAUUUUUCCAUCUCCAAAUUUUCCUCAAAACAAACACAGGGUCAAAAGGAAAGUUAAGGGAGCUUCAAAUUUAACAGAGAACACAGUAUUAAUAUUUAAAAAAAAAACACAGAUGAACCUGAAAGAAGCUUUAUGGAGCAAGCAAUCAGAUUCCAACGAAUAUCCAUCCCCAUCAUCAUCAUCGCGAAGGGACCCAGAAUCAGAAGCAGCAUCGACUGCUGCAACGAAUGUGGUUGGUGAGCUAGUUAACUCUCUCAACAAGCAACGAAUCUAUAGAGAAGUCACCCUCGCUCUCCGCACCGGCCUCCGUGACGCACGCGCCGAGUUCUCUUUCCUCCGAGUUCGUGGCCUCCGUUUCCUUCUUAAAUCCCUCCGAUCCAUAGCCCAGUCUGACUCCUCCAUCAUCCUCUUUUCCCACACCCAAUCCAUCCCCGACCUCCAAGUGGUUCCUGUGUUGUUUGAGCAUUCAUUCAAGGAAACCGAGGAUGAUAGAGUGGAAAACUUGGAUCAUAUAUUCACUGUGGAGCCAAUGAAGAUUAACAGUCCUUCCACGGAUGCGGAAGUUGCUCUUGCGCUCAGAGUCUUGGAAGGCUGCUGUCUACUUCACCCUGAAAGCACUCGUUUGGCCCAUCAACACAAAGCCAUCCCGGUUUUGAUGAAUGUCUUAUCAACAAGAGGAGUACUUGAACAAGGUGCAUGCCUGGAUGCUUUAAUCUCGAUAAUGUUGGAUUCCUCAUCCAAUCAAAUGGAUUUUGAAGCAUGCAAUGGCAUUGAGGAAGUUGCAGAGCUCAUACGAGACAAGCAAGUGGAUGAAAAUCUCAGGUUGAAAUGCGGAGAGUUUUUGCUUCUACUCAAAGGACAUGUAAAUGGGAUGGAAAGGUCUCCCAUGGCAACCAUUAGUGAUGACUUAAGACGACUUUUAGGUGAAGAAUCUGCUUCCUUGAUAUGGGCAGCAAGUCAAUUUGGCUCAACUCUUGAUCCAGACCAGAGACUGACAGCUCUUCACAUCCAAGCUCGCAGGGUUCUGGAAUCCCUAGACUUGUACUGAGUUUUAAUUCAUACUACUCUUGAUGUUACUAGUUCCAAGGAAUGGUUCAUGGUGGAUUUAGAAGAUUCCAAGAUGUUAUUAUGGAACCAACACUAUGUUGGGUUUUAGUGACUGCUAGUUAUGAUGGGGGAGAAUGUUGCAGAAAUUCAGAUCUGUGAUUCAUUGUAUACUCGGUACAAAUGAUACAAAGUAUUAAGUGUCGUGCAUUUACAAAGCAAAUGUUUUCAUGUGAAGGGUUAGUUUAUCCAAAGUAGCAUAGAUGUCUUCUGUUUUCUCAUGAGACUUGUCAUAUGCAAUAAAUACAUGGAUAUCAUCCCU